UGUGCUGGCAAGAGGAGCAAAAAAAAUAUUUUUAUUUUAUUAAAAUAAUAGACUAUACUUAAUGGAAUCAUCAAGAUUUUUUGUGGCUAAUUUGCCCACCAAUACCACAGAAAAAGACUUAAGAAAUUUAUUCCAAGAUUAUGGACCAAUUACAAAUAUUGAAUUGAAAACAAAAGAAAAUCUUGUUGAUCCAGAUGAUAUUAAAGUUAUAGCCUUCGUGACACUUAAUAUUGGAGCCGAGGAUGCUAAAUACAGUUUAAAUGACUUAAAUUGGAUGAAAGUUCAUGGUCAACAAAUUAAGGUUUCAUUGGCUAAGGAGUCAUUUUUGGAACGUUUGAAGCGUGAACGAGAAGAAGCUAAAGUUGUCAAUGAUGGAUCAUUGCAAGCUUACGAGCAGCCCUUUGAAUCACAGUCGGAAUUGCUAAAGGCACCACGUGAAAAUAAACGCAAAACCUUUGAUGUCGAUGCUGAAUUGGACGAUGAUGAGGUGGCACCUGAAUUAAUGAUUAGCAAAAAACGUGCCGCCAGUUCUAUGCACAAUGGCAGGAUCGUUAUUCAAAGUUUGGAUGUUCAACCACUGCAUGUAAUUGAAACAAAACACAAGAAGAAAAUGCAAUUGGACAAAAACUCCAGCAGUGCAGAUCAAAAACGCAAGGAAUCGCUAAAUAAAAUGAAAAAUCAAUAUCAACAAAAUAAAACAGCUAUUCAACAAGCUUUACAAGGUUUGGAUGGCCAAUCAUCGAAAAAAAUUAAGUUUAGCGAUGCAGAAAGUGAUGAAGAGGUCGAAAAGCCCCAAGAAACAAUACAAAAAUCCAAAACAGAUAUAUUCGGUUCUGAUGAUGAUGAGGAAAAUGAUUUGAAUUUUAAAUCGGUGCCAUUAGGUAAAAAAGGUGAAAAGUUGGUGAAAAUGCAAGCCACUCAAAGUUUAGAUCCACGUUUCCGAAUUGAUGCCAAAUUCGUAGACGAUGACGAAGAAGGUGAUGAAAAUGAAGCUGAUGGAAAGAACGGGGAAAAAACAAAUGAGGAUGAAGUAGACAAUGAACGUGAUUGGCAAAUGAACAUAUUGGAACAAGUAGUGGGCACUAAAUUGGAUACCGUAAGAAACGCCGAUAAAACUCAAAAAAAUAAGAAAAUGUUACGUUAUGAUCCCUCUAAAGAUGAACAUCAAAAAUUCGAACGCAGUCGAGAGGAAGAUGCUGAAAUUAAAAAAGGAAAACAAAAGCAAAGCAAAACAAAGGAUUCGGCAGCAGAUGAUGAAGGUACAAAAAGUAGUGCCCCAGCGGAAGUAUCAAAAGAAGUGUUUUAUGUUGUAACAGAUACGCUACAGCAAUCCUUGCGCACCAGAGGCGAGGGUUUCAGUUUAUUGAAUAUGUUUGGCAACAAUGAACAAUUGGAACAACGUGACGAACAGCUUAAACAACUCGGCAAUGAAAAGAUUUUAGUUAACAAUAAAUUGGAAAAAACAUUUACAGUAAAUCCCUUUAGCUAUGACUCUUCCUCAGAAUCGGAGAAUGAGGACACAGAAAAAGACCAAGAGAACCUUAGUCCUAAAGAAGAUGAAAAAGCCGCUGCUAAAAAAUCCAAGAAAAAACCUAAAAUUGCUACAGAAUCGUUUUUCAUACCCAAGAACGAUAUACGUCUCAAAGAGGGUUCUAAAUUCUUUAUCUACAAGAAAACCGAUGAAGCUUCCACCGAGAAUUAUGAAGAAGUUCGUAAUCGUUUGAAACUUUUGAUUAAAACUAAAAUUACAAAAACUAAAAAGAACUUAGCCAAUGCUGGCUAUAAAGGAAAGAGGAAAGUUUAAAAUUUACUUGAAUUUUAUUACCUAAAGUUUUAUAUAGUUUGUUAAGUGGUAAUUUUAAUUUUGAUAAUUAAAUUAGUUAAUAAAUUCUAGUUUGUUAAUAAUUUUUAAAGUUCAAAUAACUUCUUGAGAUAAAUAAAAACAUGUAUUUGUAUACUAGUUCCAACGACAA
Messenger RNA from Lucilia cuprina (Australian sheep blowfly), 1973 nucleotides. RefSeq names its product probable RNA-binding protein CG14230. Gene Ontology annotation, molecular function: RNA binding. The coding region runs from base 62 to 1804 and encodes 580 amino acids. Lineage: Eukaryota; Metazoa; Arthropoda; Insecta; Diptera; Calliphoridae. The transcript has 4 exons. The record is from RefSeq and is a predicted model, not a curated record.